UCAAACGAUGACUGACAUCUGAGGUGUCGGGUGAAAGAAUGUGGAAGGGGAAAGCAGAGUCUCCGUCUGCUGUGGUUCCAACAACAUCACAAUGUGCUACAACCCAGAGAGACGUAGAAAGCUCAACAAUCAGCGCCCAGAAUGGAUCUAUCGCCUACCAACCUCAGCUGACAGAUUGUCAUGUUGCAGGGAAUAUAAAUAUGAAUAUCAGCAACACAUAUGUUCAAGCUCCUGCCAAGACAGACGAGACUGCUGCUUCUCCCAAAACCAAAGAAAACAUCCAAAGGUGCCAAGAAGAACUACAAUCUUACCUUGAAGAUGAAACAAAUAAUCUGUUUCAAGGAACAAAGGAAGAUGGAUCAUCAACUCCUAUGAACAAGAUCUAUACAAAGUUAUACAUCACAGAGGGAGGCAGUGGGGAGGUUAAUAGUGAACAUGAAGUGGUUGUAUUAGAAUGUAGAAGGAGUACGAGUGAGAAGAAAAUCCAACUCAAUGACAUUUUGAAAGCUUUACCAAACGAAGACAAGCCUCCACAGAGAGUUCUGACAAAGGGAAUUGCCGGCAUUGGAAAAUCUGUUGCUGUGCAGAAAUUCACUCAUGACUGGGCAGUUAGAGAAGCAAACCAAAGCAUUCACUUCAUAUUUCCAUUCACAUUCAGAGACCUGAAUUUAAUAAAACAUAAGCGUUAUAGUCUUAAGGGUUUGAUAGCUGAAUACUUUGAAGAGGUGAAGGAUUUGGAAACUUCAGACUACAAAAGUUCUAGUAUUUUGUUCAUCUUCGAUGGCCUGGAUGAAAGCAAACUCCCGCUUAACUUUGAGAAAAAUGAGAUGUGCCGCAGCGUUACAAAGACCACGACAGUAGACGCCUUACUGACCAACUUAAUCUCAGGGAAACUGCUUCACAAAGCCUCGGUCUGGAUCACAAGUAGACCGGCUGCAGCCAGUAAGAUUCCUCCUGAGUUCAUCAACAGAGUGACCGAGGUACGAGGCUUUAAUGAUGAGCAGAAGGAGGAGUACUUUCUAAAGAGAAUCAGUGACAGCAAUGUGGCUCGAAAGAUCUGCGAUCAUCUUCAGUCAAAGCCGUUGAGAACUCUGUACAUCAUGUGCCACAUCCCAAUGUUCUGUUGGAUUACAGCCACGGCUCUUCAGAGUCUCCUCACAGGAACUCACGAAGGUGAGUUACCCAAGACUGUGGCUGAAAUGUACACACACUUCCUGAUUAUCCAGUCAAAGAGGAACCAUCAGAAGGAUUAUCAGGAGGUUGAAACAGACGAAAGAAAGAAAGACAGGGAUAAAGACAUGAUCAUGAAAUUGGGAAAGCUGGCAUUUGAACAGCUACAGAAGGGAAACAUAAUCUUCUAUGAAAAAGAUCUGAAGGAGUGCAAAAUUGACCUGAAAGAAGCUGCAGUUUAUUCAGGGGUUUGUACACAGAUCAUAAGGAGAGAAUCAGGUCUUCACAGAGAGGAGGUUUACUCUUUUAUACAUUUAAGUGUGCAGGAGUUUCUUGCAGCUCUGUAUGUAUUAGAGACCUUCAUAGAGAGUGGACAAAAUCUGCUUCCCAGCCAGUCAAAGGUUAGAAUCAGAUCACUGAGUGGAGAAAGUCCUAUCGUCCUCCUCCACAAGACUGCAGUGGAUAUGGCCUUAGCCAACGAUCACGGACAAUGGGACUUGUUUCUGCGCUUCUUGCUUGGUCUGUCACAGGACAAGAGUCAGAGUCUUCUUCAGAACGUGUAUGGAUUGGAACUAAGAUGUUCAGUGAAUAACCAGGGAACAAUCACCUACAUUCACAGGAAGAUCAAGAAUCUGUCCAAUACCGACAAGAGUAUCAAUCUUUUCCAGUGUUUAAAUGAACUUGGUGACCAGUCUCUAGUAGAGCAAGUCCUCAACUAUCAGAGCUCAGGAGAUGUUAGUAAAAUUUCACCUGCACAUUGGUCAGCUUUGGCCUUUGGAGUGCUUCUUUCUAACGAAGACCUGGAUGUGUUUGACCUGAAGAAAUACUACAAGUCAGAUGAAGUUCUGGAGAGGCUGCUGCCAGUGCUCAAAGCAUCAAAGACAGCUCUUCUGAAUGACUGUAACCUCACUGAUAGAUGCUGCGAGUAUCUUUCAUCAGCUCUCAGCUCAAAGUCUUCUGGUCUGGAGGAGUUAGACCUGAGCAGGAAUCAACUAACGGACGUUGGAAUAAAGCUUCUUUCUGAUGGCCUCAAAAGUCCUGACUGCAAACUCCAGAGACUCAGUUUGAAAGAAUGUGGCGUCACAACCAAAGGAUGCCAGUCUUUGGCCGGUGGUCUGUCUUCCAACUCCUCCCAUCUCAGAGAGCUGGAUCUCAGCCACAAUAAGUUUCAUGAUAGAGGACUGAAGCUACUUUCAGAAGUUCUCAACAAAUGCUCUUUGAAAACACUGAGGUUAUCUGAUUGCGGCAUUAAAGAGGACGGAUGCAAAUGUCUGGCUUUGGCUCUCAGCUCAAACUCAUCUCACCUGAAAAACCUGGAUGUGAGCAGGAACAGUUUUGGAGAACAGGCAGUCGCUCAUCUCUGUGGCUUUCUGAGGCAACCUGACUGCCAGCUGGAGAGACUAUGGCUUUCCAAGACAAAUCUACAAAAGGAGAAUGCAGCAGCUCUGUCCUCAGCUCUGACUUCAAACCUGUCCCAGCUGCGGGAGUUGGAUCUGGGAGAGAACACACUGGAAGACGCUGGAGUGAUGGAGAUCUCGUCUCUGCUGAAGGAUCCAAACUGCCAAAUGAAAACACUGAGACUAGCUGGCUGUCGGUUCACAGAGAGCGGCUGUGCUGCUCUGGCUUCCAGUCUGCGGUCGAAUCCCGCCCACCUGAGGGAUCUGGAUCUGUCAAGAAAUGACCUCCGAGACUGCGGCGUCCAACUCCUCUCUGAGUUCUUGGCAGAGUCACUUUGCCAACUGGAGACACUGAACCUGAGAUGCUGCACGAUAACAGCGACCGGCUGUCAGUCUUUAACCUCGGCCCUCAGCGGCUCCUCCGCUCUCAAAGAACUCGACCUGACCUACAACCGUCUGAAGGACCAGGGGGUGGAGCGGCUCUGUGACUGGCUGAGGAAUCACCAGUGUCGACUGGAGAUACUCAGGUUAUCAGAGUGCACAGAGAGCAGCUGUGUGUCUCUGGCUUCGGCUCUGAGGUCGAACACUUCUCAGGUCAGAGAGCUGGAGCUGAUGAAGAGUCAUCCAGGAGAAUCAGGUCGGAGGCUGCUGUCUGAGCUACAGAACGACCCAGAGUACAAACUGCAGACACUGACGGUACAAACAUCAUGAACAGAAAACACCACGCGAGCCACACUGAGAGACUGAACUGGACAUUAAAUACGCUGCUGUGAGAACCUCACUAAGGAUGUUGUGUCAUUAAAACCGAAUAAUCUAACAAUCAUUCGCAGAGACUAAAUUCGACCUUUGUGCUGUGGUCAUUUGUUUUGUUAUUAAUUGAAAAAGAGUUGAGCUGAGGAGUCCAGUAUGAAGGCUUCAUUAACAGCUGCUGGUGUAAUUCUCACUUUCGGCCACUAGGAGGAGCUCUAUCAGUGAAUGUUUACUCCUCGGCUACUUUGACUCGGUAGUAGCCUGCUAGCUAGUAAGUUAGCCUGCUAGCUAGCUGACUGGAGGGAACAUGAUGCAGACGAAGACACACUAAAGUCCAGCGUGGUUUAAAAGCUUCCAGAAAGUAAAGGAUAAUGUUGUCAGGUGUGAAAUAUGUGGAGCAGAGUUGAGCUAUGGUGGCUUCACAUGGUCAAAAAGCUGCUGUGGCGGUUGCUAAGGGAGACGGACCUGACGCUAAUCACCAAACUAGUACGUCAACAGAGAGCAAGCUAACGUUACGUCUCUCAUUGCUAACAUGAUGGUAAAGGAAAUAC
Messenger RNA from Scomber japonicus (chub mackerel), 3868 nucleotides. RefSeq names its product NACHT, LRR and PYD domains-containing protein 12-like. The record is from RefSeq and is a predicted model, not a curated record. The transcript has 12 exons. The coding region runs from base 39 to 3278 and encodes 1079 amino acids. Lineage: Eukaryota; Metazoa; Chordata; Actinopteri; Scombriformes; Scombridae. Gene Ontology annotation, molecular function: protein binding.